This is a messenger RNA of Ceratosolen solmsi marchali, 1206 nucleotides long. Its product is annotated as ras-like protein family member 10B. The record is from RefSeq and is a predicted model, not a curated record. The transcript is spliced from 6 exons. Gene Ontology annotation, molecular function: GTP binding; GTPase activity. Lineage: Eukaryota; Metazoa; Arthropoda; Insecta; Hymenoptera; Agaonidae. The coding region runs from base 1 to 1008 and encodes 335 amino acids.
AUGUCAACGAAAGAAGUUGAGCUCCCAGUGGCUGAGCCGGAGCGCCGGAUAAAGAGGACGAAGAGUCGAAAAUCUGCGAAAGCUCACGAGCAUCGCUAUCGGCCUGACCCGUCUACCAUCCACGGCCCCUCGAAUGCAGGAUUCGUUCCAUCGGACAGCUGGGGACACAACUCCAGCCAAGCACUCACCAUAGGGACGAAAACCACGAGCGGCAAGAGGAGGAAGAGCCUCCCGCCGCUGAGACAAUGCCAGUUAGAUCUCGACUACUUGGAGCGACGCGGAGAUGACAGAUACGAGACAGAAGUCACGAGCGGCGUCGGCUCGGCCAGCAAGGAGGAGGACAGUCCAGCCGACAGCCUCGAGCGCGUUAAGGUCGUCUUCCUCGGGGCACCUGGCGUCGGCAAAUCCAGUAUCAUUCGACAAUUCGUCUGGAGCGAAUUCUCGGAGGAGUACAAGCCUACGGAGCGCCGGGAAACGUACUACCCGAGCGUCGUCCUCGCCGAGAGGCUUUACGAACUCAAAAUCACAGAUCUGCCGACGAUACCGUACUUCCCGGUCAGCUCUCACCUGGAAUGGACCGAUUUCCGAUAUUAUGGUCUACGCAGUGCCACUGCCUACGUCCUCGUCUUCGACCUCAGCAAUCAGGACACCUUCCAGUACAUAAGGACGCUACGCGAGCAGAUUUACGAAGCACGGGACAUGCGUGGAGUACCGCUCCUGGUUGUCGGCAAUAAACAGGAUAAACUGCCGUCCUCUGUGGCCACUAGCUCCCGGCAUCGAGACAUCGUCAACCUCGUCCGCAAACACUGGAGAUGCGGAUACGUUGAGUGCAGCGCGAGAUUCAAUUGUCGGGUCGUCCAGGUCUUUCGCGAACUGAUGAAAAGUAUCCAGGCUGUGGAAGGUAAAUCGUCUUCGCCAACGCCUACGAGUUCGCAACCACUUCGUCCACAUCCACAGGUGGGCGGUGCGGUCGGCAAUGUCGGCACCGACAAGUGCAUACUUCUCUGACAUUAAAUGAAAGGGUCACUGUUGCUCUCUUUGCUCUUGGAGCCGAGGAAGCAUUUUAUUACUACGCACGUUGGUGAAAACGAGCUAGCAGCUUUUAAUCGCGACUAAAGAAAUCAAUAAUAAUGUAUAAAGAUCAUACGAAUAAAGACAACCCGAAUAGCCCUUUCCUAAGCAUUAAGUAAGAGAAAGUUAAUGGAA